AUGGCAGGCCAAGGUACAGGUCCUUCUCGGCGAAGUCACACCAAGAGUCGCAAGGGAUGCAAAACUUGCAAACGAAGACAUAUUCGUUGCGAUGAGACAUUUCCGCAAUGUCGUAACUGCACGAAGCAUCAAGUUCGGUGCGACUAUAUGGACAGCGUAGAGUCCGACACUGAGGGUCAGCACAGUCCCGAGCAGCAGUCAUUACUUUUCUCGGAUGGCUCCGAUAGCCAAAUCGAACAUUGGGCGCAAACGGGCAUCUUUCCGUUUCCCAGUCUCCAAGUCUUCCCACCACCACAACCACAGGACUAUUCGAUGGUCGAGCUACGACUGAUAUACCAUCUGUGCACCAUCUCGAACGACCUCAAGCUCAAAGGAACUUCGGGUCUUACACUAUGGGCACAGAGGGUACCCAAGUUCCUCAGCAUUGCUUCAUCGUACCCCUACGUGAUGCAGGCAUUGCUCUCUUUCUCUGCGAAUCACCUCGCGUGGAGCCAGUCUUCGGAUGAAUUUCGAAAUCUACACAUCCACUACGGAACCAUUGCGCUGCGCGGUCUUCAUGAGGCGAUUGGAAACUUCUCUCACGUCAACGCCGAUGCGGUGUUGGCCGCGUCCCUGCUUCUGCUCUGGCAGGCUACUGAUUGGCAGAGCUGGUCGUCGUUGCGCGCUGGCAUUCGAUCUGUGCUGCUGACUAUGCACUUGUGGAAACACGAAUCGAUCUUCGCCGAAUACGUUGACGAGGACGACCUGUCAUCUGGUGCAUAUCCUCCGAGGAAGCUGUCGCAUUCGCAGAUAGACCGCCACGCCAUCCUCUCAACCGCCAUUCAUUCGUUACAACAACUGCAACACAUGAUCUCCACGCAUGAGGCCGAGGCAUAUUGGACCGGACAACUCUUAUCGUAUAUGCAACGGUUGCACGCUUCAACUCCGGCACAAAAUGCCGACGAGUCCUUCAGCCAUCUAUACCUGCUGAGGAAAUGGUUGUUCUGGAUCCCUUCUCUUCUGCUACAACGGCAAGGCGGACAGGGCCCUGCUAUGCUCACUCUUGCCCACUUCUAUGCCACCGCUCUGGCGUUGGAGCCGCUGUACCCAGAUCUGGGAGCAACAUUCUGCGCCAGAAUGUCACUUGCGCCGCUUGAAGCCAUCGUUCUACUCACCAAUGCCAUGCAAUCACAGUCAAUGGAUCAAACGUCCAUCGAGAUUGCUACGUUCAUGAACUACCCGCAGCACAUGGCCUCGCACUUUCGGAACAGCAUUGCGCAACAGCAAACAAACUUCAUCAAGCAAGAGUCACCACACCUGGCACGACUUACCGCGAACACCCUCGACUACACGAGCAUUGGCAAUAUGAGCCCGGCCUUCGCGCCCUUGGCCUUGCAUCAAUCCACAGGGACCAGCAGACCAACUCCCGUUGUGCCCUCAUCUUCGACAUCGUCAUCAUCAACAGCGUAUCUCGACAUUGGCGACUCUCAUUCAGGCUUCUCCCUCGGCACGCAAAAUUGGGGUGUCGCGCCGUCACCGGGGUUCCCGGCAUCGGAUUGGGCGGCGAACGUGGCGGCGACGACGACGCAAGCUCCGGCCAACGAGCAGCUCUACGACUACUCCAAUCUUGGCGGAUUUCGAGGCGGGUUCGUGGCGCAUACUCUGUGGACUUGAAGAGACCAAGAUCGGAAGCUAAAAUUUUGCCCGUGUCCAGGACUCCCGCGAACGAUUAUUACCAACAACAACAGCGACAAAAUGGGGCCGGUCCCUCGAAUUAUCAACGGCAGCAAGAUCCUUGAUUGAUGGAAACAUUUUGCAACGAUUGUGAUCACCUGGCCUG
This is a messenger RNA of Zymoseptoria tritici IPO323, 1819 nucleotides long. RefSeq lists its product as uncharacterized. NCBI's taxonomy places the organism in Eukaryota, Fungi, Ascomycota, Dothideomycetes, Mycosphaerellales, Mycosphaerellaceae. Gene Ontology annotation, molecular function: zinc ion binding; DNA-binding transcription factor activity, RNA polymerase II-specific. The transcript has 3 exons. Gene Ontology annotation, biological process: regulation of transcription by RNA polymerase II. The record is from RefSeq and is a predicted model, not a curated record. Bases 1 to 1653 code for a protein of 550 amino acids.